UCUUACUUCUGGCCAUGGCAAUUCUUCUGAGCUGCCUGUUAGGACUGGACUUUGCAGGCAUUGCUUUGCAAUAGUUCCCGUUGUUUCUGUUGGGACAUGAGUGCUAUCGUGAUAAGACUUUUUGAGUUUUGAAAUGGAGUGCCAUCACUGGACUAAUAUCAUCCAGCUCUAUUGCCCCUACAUCUGACUCCAAGGAGGCAAUAAACGUUGUUGAAAUUGCCUAAUCUUAAUAAGGGAAUCAAUGAGGGCAAACCAGCUGAAAUUAAAUCCAGAAGAGAUAGACUCAAGUGAAAUCUAUUUUUAAUGGGAUAAUAGUCCCGCCAAAAUAGCAAGUUAGUAGUCUGGGAGUACUCUCUGAGCUCCAGUUGCCACUGGAUUUGCUAGUGGUGGUUGUAAUGCACAUUAGCAUAACUAUGGAUGUAUAUCAUCUGCAGCCCUUUCUCAGCAAGGCCUGGCAACAAUUAUCUAUACCUUGGUUACAUUCCUUGUAUUGUUUACUGCAAUGUGCUUUAUGUGGGGUUCUCCUUGAAGUCUCUAGAAAUUGCAAUUACAGGGAUUGCACCAUGGCUGAAGUAAAAUAUCUGCCUUUAUUGCUUAAAUAAGCAUAGUAGCAAGAUAUACAAUGUAUGAUGUAUGAAUUUUAUUUUGAUUAGUUUUAUGAGACUUAUAGAUGACCUUUCUUCCAAAAUUCAGAGCAGAAUAGAUAGCACUCCCUGAUUCAAACUUAUCCACAAUUCCCUUAAGCAGUUUGUGUGAUUGUCCCAAGUUGCACAUUGAAUUUCUGUGGCUUGGGCUAGAUUUGAACCUAGGUGUUCCAGAUCCUAAUCCAACAUGUCAUAAUUGUAUUACCUGUAAAGUAGAAUACUUUUCAAUAUAACUUACCUCUCUGUUGAAAACCAAUGGGGACAUAAACCCAAAGGCAUGUAUAUUAAGAUUAUGGUAGCCUCCAAAAGUUGUUGGAUGUAUAAUCUCUCUGAAAUUAUCAUCCAAUAACUUUGAAGUCUGUGCAAACCAGUGAACUUUCCAAUUCAUUUGUAAAAAUAUGGAGACCUGUGAUCCCAUUAUCUCAUGUGCAAAAAUCAUGUACGCAUAAUGGCUUCUAAAGUAUUUUAGAUUUAGAAUUCAUGAGAAUAGAUGUUGUAAGAGGAUGAAGUACACAAAAUAUCAAAUAAAUUAGUGUGCAAGCUUUCAAAUUUAUAGUCUUUACACCAAAUAGGAUAGAGAGAACAUCCUGAAGGUCAGUUCUAGGACCAAGGAGGCACAACCUCUCUGUUGCAGUGAAAGUCCUAUGGAACAACUUGUUCCAGGAUUCAGAGAGCCCUGACCCUCUUGGCUUUCUACAACGCUGUUAAGAUCUAAUAUUUUCCCCCGGUAUCAUGGCUGGUAUGUUAAGAGACUCCAAUAUAUGUGUGUUUAUUUUGUGAAUUUCUUAUAUGCUGCUUUGGUUUUCUUUUGUACUGAUCAGAAAAACUGAAAAAUACCAAAUUUGAAAAAAGUAGGUUCACAUGGAAUUCCGCAGAGAGAAUCUCAGAAAUAAUCAGAUGCAGAAUAAGAGCAAACAUAAUUUUACCUCUUUCUCUUUUCUCAGAUUUUGCCAGACAUCCAAAAGGUCACAUUUGAGGCCCGCUCUAAUUUGAGGACAUAUCUAUGAAUUCCUGAAUUUAUUUUAUUUUAUUUAUUUAUUUAUUUAUUUAUCCCUUCUCUUCUUUCCCACUCUCCAAACCAAUUUUUCCAAGCAAGUACAAGCAAAGCAUGUCUUUUGUUUUUGGAAUGUUAUGCCUCUCACUGCUCUGAGAUCCAGAACUGGAACACUGUAUCACAAAAAAAUUGCCUGGAGAAAGAGAACUUCUAUUCUACUUAAAUGAGAAAAAAAAUCAGCCUGAAUGGUCUUGCAGUGCACCAUUAAAGUCUAUGUACUAAAUUCUAAUUAUUUGGUCAUUGUUAGUUUAAAAGAUAGAUAGAUAGAUAGAUAGAUAGAUAGAUAGAUAGAUAGAUAGAUAGAUAGAUAGAUAGAUAGAUAGAUAGAAAGAAAGAAAGAAAGAAAUCCUACUCGCCUUAUUUAAUUAAUACAGUUGAAUUUAAUUGCAUAAUUUUUCUGAUACUGAUGUUUUGUUCUGACCUUACUAUAGUAUAUAUAUUUCAAAAUUCAAAUUUAGUCACUAAGGUGAGAUGGGUUCCAUAGAAAUGUAAUAAAUAAAUAAAUAAAUUCACUGGGAAAAAGAGAGAGAGGAAAAAAGAAAGGUGCCCUCUUGAUAUGUACUUUUAUUUGGCCAGCCACAGAUUUAAAGCAAUUAAAUCUCUAUAUACAAUUUAACAGCUACAGUUAUAACACAGACUCCAGAAACUAGGGAAUGGUAAGAAAUAAUUUAUAUUGCUACUCAGUAUGGCAUUCAUACAUGAGACCUGCUUGCUCAGUCAAACCCAUAGACUAAAUUGGCACAAUGUGCUAGCUUAAAACUGUGACUGGCCAAAUUUGUAGGUUAGUUACCGUGUUCCCUUAAUCACAUAUUCUGCAGGCACAACCACAGAAUUGGUGUGAGGAUUAAAGUAAGGAAAGCCACAUAUGCCCCCUUGAGCUGCUUGUAGGAACGGCAGAAAACACCAAUGUAAUAAAGAAACAAGCCACAAAUUUCCUCUUAAACUUCUUCUAACACUCCAUCUAAUGAGGCUGACAGGAUUUUCCAGGCUUAGAAAUAAAGAGUGCUUCUUCCCACAACUUGGAGCACUUAAUUCACCCUGCAGAAUUCUCUACCACAACUUGUGGUAGCAUUUCUUGUUGGCGGGCAGCUAUUUAAAAAAAAAAGCAUUAGACAAAUUCAUCACGAAUUGGUCCACUCUCCACAGCUCUUAAGUGUGUUUCAAUAGUGGGAAACCAAGAAGGGAUAGGUCUUCUUGACCUGGCACACUCCCAUCCCACAAACGUAGGAGAACGGGCGAAUCGGGGUCCAGCAGUGCUCCUCGUUCUGUGAGAACCUGGCGGCAGGACUUUUGUCCUGGGCUGAGGGAGCAACCCAGGGGGAGCCUGGCUGAAGCUUUCUCUGGUGACAGGGAGGGAAUUCCGGACAGCCUCAUCCCUUCAACCGGAAGGCGGGACUGGCACCGCUUCUCCUUCUCACUCGGGAAGAUGAGACAAUCGCCGUCGCCCGUCCUCAUUCCCGCCCUUUUCCACCCCGUCCGCCCUUUCCCAUCCAGCGCCGUCCAGUCACGAAACUUGCUGGCAAGUCGUGCUCAGUUGGCAGCCGCCGAUGCCCCGAAGAUGCCACCCCGAGGCGGGAAGCUUGGAGGAGGUUGGACGUCCGAAACAAACGUGGUUUGCUUGUGUGUGUGCGCGAGAGAGAAUGAGGAGAAUGGGUAGGAGGGUGGAGUGUGUGCGCGCGUGCGGGAAAUGAUCAGCGCAGGCUUUCUAAUUAAAGAAACUUGGCGGGUGCCCCCCCCCCUCCUUCCCUCCGUUCCACCCCCACCACCCCCACUUCGCCCGAGCCGGGACAGCUCCUUCUACGUCUGCGGGGGGCGGGGGGGGAGCAGCAUAAGAGGAGAGCGCGCGGCGGCAAAGCAGGGGAGUCCGAGGGAACUUCGGUGGCGGCAGCAACAGGGGAAGAGCGGCGGCGCUCGCGUGGUAACCAAGUGGGACGCGGAGCCGGCCGUCCACCCACUCGCAAAUCAAGACAAGCUGACUCGGCGGCGGCGGCGGCCACCUCGUGAACUCCUUGUGAACCUAUAUAAAGCGCGGCCAUGGAGUAGAAGGUGAAGGAGAAGAAGCCGGCGGGCGCGUCAGGGAGAAGACGGGAAAAGCCGAGGAGGGCGGUGAAAGGCUCUUCUUUCGCUGCUGGAGGAGGCUCAGCUCAGCUCAGCUCAGCGGACCGUCUAAGUCAGGGGACUGAAGCCGGCGGAGACAGGGAGUAAGUGGGAAACACAUUCUCUUUUCCUGGAUUGUCCUCAAAAGUGCAAUGUGCAAACUUCUAAGGUCUUCAGUGCUGAUUGGGCUGAUGGCAUUGAUACUUUCUGCAGGACAUUGUAAAGAAAAAUCAGAAUCUAGUGUGGGGUUGAAGGAAAGACAAAACCUCUUAAAUCUGAUAAUGGAGAUCAUUCAAGAACUGAAAAAAUACCAUCUAGAAGAGGAUGAAGAAAAUGGAGUGCAGUACAAGCAAAAUUACCCACCUCUUGAUCAGAGAGAAAUGCCUGACUAUGGAACUUAUUCAGAGGAACAGAAAGUUGGUGCAGUCUUAUAUGCAUGGAGCAAAAAUGUUCCUGAAAUAUUUCCUAGAGACCUAAGAAUGAAAGACAAAUUUUUAAACCAUUUAACAGGUCACCUUUACUUUGGCCCAAAAUGCACUAAACACUUUCAUAGACUUUAUCACCAUACAAGAGAUUGUACCAUACCUGCAUAUUAUAAAAGAUGCGCCAGGCUCCUUACUCGGUUGGCAGUAAGUCCAAUGUGCACAGAAGGAUAAGAUGCUACUAUUAUCAAAGGAAAAAUAUAUAAAAGAACCAAGAGAAGUGCCUUGGAAACUGACAGGGAAAUUGAACUUAGCAUUUUUGUAAUAUAUGGCAUUAUGAACCAGAGAUUUAUUUUUGGAAAUUGAUGGACUACUUCUCAUAAAACUUUAAAAAUGUGUUUUGUAUCCCAUCAUCACUGUUUACAGAUGCAUUCUUUUUAGUGAAAAACUACCAAAAGGUUAAUUACUUGUUCAUGUUUUAUGCUUUAAAGUUGCUCUACAACAGUUGUGUUGUACUGCCAAAAAAGUAGCAAGUACCAUCUUUUCAAGUAUAGACAUGUUUCCUGUCAAGAGACAUUACAACACAGUCAAGGAAACCUGCCUGUGGAGGAAGCAUUAUUUGAUAUCUUUCUUGCUUAUGCAACUGAAAAUGUUACUAUACAAACUUUUUAUAAAGCUGUUACAGUGGUGGACUACUAGACUGCAUGCCAUAGGCAAGGGAUGAACCUGUUUUAGGUUGGACUCUGUAUCCACUCUGAAGUCACUUCUUUCCUGUACAAUAGAAAUAUACAUUCCAGCUAAAUGUGCAAUAUGUACAUAUUGUAAAUUCACAAAUAUAUGUAAUAAAAUGUUUUGUAUAUAAUCUGGUUCUUUGUGUUUAUUCCUUGCAUGUUCAAGUUUGGAAGAAAUUAUGCUUGUGAAGCAGAGGUAUGCAACCUGAGGCCUUCCACAUAUGUUGGACUACUAUUCCCAUAAUACUUAUCUAGUGUAUAUUCUGGAUGGAUUUUUAAGCUUACAACUGAAUAAAUCUUAGGGGUACUAACUGAUCUCAAUACUACCAUUCUAGCAAUACUUCUCAAUACUUGAGGGUUGGCAAUGAGGACUAUGCAUUUAAAUAGUUCUACUAAGAAUUAAUUUUAAUGUAACUUGACACUGCAAAGUGAUGGCAGUCAAUUACAACAGGUAUAACUGAGGGCAUAUUUCAAACACUAAACUUGCCAAAUAGCUUUUUCAGAGUGAAAUGCUAUUGCCUACUCAAUCAUACUUUCGUCCUUCUCAUCCUACCAGUUAAUAAGACCAGUUAACUGUAAAUUUGCUUCACCUACUUCCAUUCCAAAAUAAAUAACACCACUUUCAAGCUACACAGAAACUUGGAAUUGGAAGAACCUGCUCAGUUCACAUGACACAAUUUUAGAUAUGUGAACUGAGCAAGAGUUUGGAAUCAGUGGUCAAAAUACUGUCUUCCAAUUCCAAGCUUCUGUGUAGCUUGAAAGCGGUGUUAUCUAUUUUGGAAUGGAAGUCAUAAUUUUAUUUGUAUGCGCUCAAGAUUCUAAUAAAAAUGUAAUUAACAAGAUCUCUCUCCAAUUUGAUGAGAUAUCACUAUUUGAGAAUUCGUUUAAACCCACCAUGGGUCCACUGUGGAGUCAAUUAAUAGGUAUUACCAUCCAUAAUGGUUCUUGGUCAAAUGCUUUACUGAACUCAAGAUAUGUUAUUCCCAUAGCAUCCUUGAAAACUACAUGAUUUAAAAAAAGAAUUUAACAGUCUUAUUUUGGAGAGGACUACAUCAGAUUAAAAACAUAGCUUCUAUAUAUUUUUCACACCGGGA
Messenger RNA from Ahaetulla prasina, 6042 nucleotides. RefSeq names its product ALK and LTK ligand 2 (gene ALKAL2). The transcript is spliced from 7 exons. The record is from RefSeq and is a predicted model, not a curated record. Gene Ontology annotation, molecular function: receptor signaling protein tyrosine kinase activator activity; receptor tyrosine kinase binding. The coding region runs from base 3948 to 4451 and encodes 167 amino acids. Gene Ontology annotation, biological process: positive regulation of ERK5 cascade; positive regulation of ERK1 and ERK2 cascade. Lineage: Eukaryota; Metazoa; Chordata; Lepidosauria; Squamata; Colubridae.